Molecule: messenger RNA, 885 nt
Organism: Polistes canadensis
Lineage: Eukaryota; Metazoa; Arthropoda; Insecta; Hymenoptera; Vespidae
Exons: 2
Coding region: 526-885 (119 amino acids)
Source: RefSeq, a predicted model, not a curated record
AAAUUAAAAAUAUUACGAAACGCACAACUAUUAAAUUAGAUUUAAUUUAAACGAACAUUUGAAAGAAAAGUGAUAAUACGAAACCGUAGUAUGAGUUUGUAAUUAAUUAAAAAACAAAAAAAAACAAGAAGAAAUAAAAAUCAGAAAAACUUUUUAUUUGAAUAAAGUUUGUAUCUUAGAAAAGGGAUAUAAUAUUAGGUAACAUUAUAUUAAAUAAAAUUACGAAACGCGCGAAUGAAUUAGCUUUAAUUAAACAAAUAUUUCUGAAGAAAAAAAAAACAAAAAAAAAAAGGAAAAUUGUAAAGCUCGAUAAAAAAAAAUAUUAAAAAGUUCGUGAAAACAAAUUAAGUUUAAUUUAAAAAGAACAUGUCCAACAAUAAGUGAAAACACAAAAACAAUUUGAAUUUGUAAUUGAAAGAUAUUAAGAAAAGUUUUCAUUAUAAAAUUUGUAUCUUAAAAAAUAUAAUACAUUAGAUAUAAUUAGAUCGAAAGAUAUUAUAGAUAAAAGAAAAAAGAAAAAAGAAAAUGUCAAAUUCACCUGUUAUAAAAAAUGUACCACCCAGACCGAAAAUUACUUUACCAAUUCCGGGUCAAUAUGGACGUUAUCCACAAACACCUGUGGGAUAUACAUCAACACCCCCUUAUAGUCAGACACCUGUGCCUAUGACAUCCGUACCUAUGACACCCGUUUCUGGACAACCACAAGUUUUUUAUUCCAACAGAGCUAGCAAAUUUGUAUUCACCCAAUUUAAAGGAAUCAAAGAUUUUACUAAAUCCGGACUUAGCGUUGGGGAAAGAAGUGUUUUUUGGUUAUACGAAAAGUAUAGCAGGCGCUAUGAUUUUUAUUACCAUCGAAGGAACCAACGAGGAUAUAUUUCAUUUUAA